Synchiropus splendidus (mandarinfish) is the source of this 1204-nucleotide messenger RNA. Its product is annotated as solute carrier family 35 member F2-like. Gene Ontology annotation, molecular function: transmembrane transporter activity. The record is from RefSeq and is a predicted model, not a curated record. NCBI's taxonomy places the organism in Eukaryota, Metazoa, Chordata, Actinopteri, Syngnathiformes, Callionymidae. The transcript has 8 exons. Gene Ontology annotation, cellular component: membrane. Bases 62 to 1204 code for a protein of 380 amino acids. Gene Ontology annotation, biological process: transmembrane transport.
GGACGCACUGGUCAAGGACUCGCCUGGCGACCUCGCAGCUUCAGAGCGGAGCUGUGGACUCAUGGAGAAGAUCAGGACGUUCAAGCCAAGAGAGGUCUUCACCCGGCAGUUGGUGAAGACGUUGCUGAUGGGACAGGGCCUGGCGGCUCUCAUCUGUGGGACGGCUGUCACCUCCCAGUACCUGGCCUCCAAUUUCCAUGUGGAGACGCCGAUGCUGCAGAGCUUCUUCAACUACAGUCUGCUGUUCUUGUUCUACACCAGCGCACUGCUGUGCAGAGCAGGGGAUGAAAAUAUUUUCCAGAUCCUGAAGAAGCAUUGGUGGAAGUACCUGCUGCUGGGUCUGGUUGACGUGGAGGCAAACUACGCCGUGGUGAAGGCCUACCAGUACACCACACUGACCAGCGUGCAGCUGCUGGACUGCUUCGUGAUCCCGGUCCUGAUGGUUCUGUCAUGGUGGGUGCUGAAGACUCGGUACCAACCAAUCCACUAUAUAGCUGUUGUCGUCUGCCUGCUUGGUGUCGGGGCGAUGGUGGGAGCCGACCUGCUGGCGGGGCGAGACCAGGGAUCCACCUCCAACAUCCUGCUGGGUGACGGCCUGGUGCUGCUGUCGGCGACACUCUACGCUGUCUCCAACGUCUGCCAGGAGUACACGGUGAAGAGGAGGAGCCGGGUGGAAUUCCUGGGGAUGGUGGGGCUGUUCGGACUGAUCAUCAGCAGCAUCCAGAUGGCAGUUUUGGAGCGAAGAGCUGUUGCCAACAUCCACUGGAGCUGGCAAGUGGGACUCCUCUUCGCCGGCUUCGCUCUCUGCUUGUUCGCUCUGUACAGCUUCAUGCCCAUCGUGAUCCAGCUCACCAACGCCACCUCUGUCAACCUCUCCCUGCUCACCGCCGACCUCUUCAGCCUCUUCUGUGGACUCUUCCUCUUCCAGUACCAAUUCUCGGUGCUCUACCUGGUCUCACUGGUUGUAAUCAUCAUCGGCUUCAUCACUUUCAACGCCAUGCCCACAACCCCUGCACCAGAACCUCCAAGCGCCCCCACAUGCGAGGAUGGUCGCUAUGGCGACCUGGAGGACGGAAACACCACAGAGCAGGAUGUGGUGGUGAGGAUCGGCUCUGCAGAGACGCAAAGGAAAAUCAGAACAUCAAACACAUUUGGCGGUGAAAGUGUCAACAGCGUUAUUGAGGGACUAAGCACAAAGUUUUAA